Messenger RNA from Solenopsis invicta (red fire ant), 6840 nucleotides. RefSeq names its product leishmanolysin-like peptidase (gene Invadolysin). Gene Ontology annotation, cellular component: membrane; cytoplasm. The coding region runs from base 343 to 2217 and encodes 624 amino acids. Gene Ontology annotation, biological process: cell adhesion; proteolysis. Lineage: Eukaryota; Metazoa; Arthropoda; Insecta; Hymenoptera; Formicidae. The transcript is spliced from 15 exons. Gene Ontology annotation, molecular function: metalloendopeptidase activity. The record is from RefSeq and is a predicted model, not a curated record.
GUAUCGAACGUGAGUUGCGCGGCGCUGCCUGCCGCCGCGGCGCCGGCUGUAUAAAUGCGCGGCGCCGGCGGCCGCGCUCAGUAUGUGUCAUGCUCUGCGAGCGCGCGCGUCGUGCGUGAUGGCGGCUCGAGUGCGGUUGAAGAUCCGCCGCGGCACCGGCGUGUCGUCGCUCGCCGUUCUGCUCGCGGUGUGCGCUGUGUUGGCUCCUGCCAGUGGGAUGUUCGAGCACCGGCACUGCGAUCACCAGCAUCCACGGGCGCACGAGGUACGUUAUCUUCAUAGCACUCUCGCCAAUGGUUACUCUUUAAUGAUAUUCUGGGAACAUGUCGGUUGCGUCGAUUGAUGUCGAUAAUUCACGGCGUACACAUCGAGCCAGCGCACGAAGUAAAGAAACGUAGCAUCAGUCAGCCAGUGCGCAUUCUGCUAUCUUACGACGAGAGCGUCUUCAGGUUGGACGACGAGAAGCUGGAUCUCAUUAACAAUACCAUUUUACCCGAGGCUGUGCACUUUUGGGAACGAGCAUUGAUGGUGCGAGAGACAAAAAGUACCAUUAGAUUGAACAGGAAAUGCGAGAGUAGUCAAGUUUUCGUCAAGGACCACCACACACACUGUAUAGAUACUUGCCGUCCUGUUACUAUGUGCGGUGAAGUACGCGUCCCGGAGGACCAUCUUGACGUUUGCAGAACAUGCAAUGCGACGGGACACAAUUGCGGAAUAGCUGAAGGGAGUAAAGCUGGUCCGGGAAUCGAUGGUGCCGAUUUUGUCUUUUAUGUAUCCGCUAUGCAGACCGAGAGAUGUCACAAAGGCUUAACAGUAGCCUAUGCUGCUCAUUGUCAACAAGAAGCAGCCUUGGAUCGGCCGAUAGCUGGUCAUGCCAACCUAUGCCCGGGAAGCAUCAGCACGAAACCACAGGAGUUGGAAACGUUGCUCAGCACCGUUAAACACGAGAUCCUGCACGCUUUAGGAUUUUCUGUGAGCUUAUACGCUUUCUACAGAGACGAGAACGGUGAGCCCAGGACGCCUAGAAGAAGCGAUACUGGAAAACCAUCCCUUAAUGAAAAGUUACAAACGCACCAGUGGAGCGAGAAUACGAUCAAAACCGUGGUCAGGCCUCGCUGGCAAGUGCACGGCGGUUACGUGGAGAGGACUAUACAAAUGAUAGUCACGCCUCGAGUCCGUGCCGAGGUUCAAGCGCACUUCAAUUGCCCGGAACUCGAGGGUGCGGAAUUGGAAGACCAGGGUGAGGAUGGCACAGCCCUAACACAUUGGGAGAAACGCGUAUUUGAGAACGAAGCCAUGACAGGAACGCACACGCAGAAUCCAGUUUACUCGAGGAUAACGCUUGCUCUUAUGGAAGAUACCGGUUGGUACAGCGCCAACUAUUCGAUGGCACAAGAGCUAGGUUGGGGGAAAAAUCUGGGAUGCAAUUUUGCUAUGAAAUCCUGCAAGGAAUGGAUAUCAACCAAAUCAUCUCCGUUGUCAGGAAAGUCGAUACAUCCUUUUUGCAACAAAGUGAAACAGGAUCCAUUGCAGACCGAAUGUACGGACGAUCGGAGUUCAGUAGCCUUGUGUAACCUGGUGAAACAUUCGCAACCACUACCCAAGAAAUAUCAAAACUUCGAUUCAAUUCCCCACGUACCGCCGGGAGAGGAACAAUAUUACGGCGGUUCGGUAUCUCUAGCGGAUUACUGUCCUUACAUACAGGAAUUCACGUGGAGAGCGCGGAAUAUAGUGGUCAGGGGUUCUCACUGUCUUUACGAGGAGAAUAAUCCGCAUCCGGACAAGAAUUUCGCAUUAGAGAAGUAUGGUCCUCAUUCAAGAUGUUUUGACCACACUAAUGAUAUGUGGGAAGAGAGAACUUGCAAACAAGCGCGUCAAUGGCAGCAUUGGGGCUCCGGUUGUUACUUGUACAAGUGCGAAGCUGGGAGAUUGCACAUUAUGGUCGGCAAUUAUACGUAUACUUGUUACCAUGCUGGACAGGAGAUUAUUAUAAGAAUUAUGCAGAAUGGCUGGUUGCAUAAAGGUGCUCUAAUUUGUCCCCCCUGCCGAGAUAUUUGUCAGGCGGAAUUUAAAGCACGGGACGAGUGGUGUAAACCAGGAGACGAACAUCCACCUUCCAUAUAUUAUCACAAAGACUAUCUUCACUGUGCGUCCGCAGAUAGUUUUAGUCCAAGUAUAUCAAUGCUUAUUGCAAUGUUCUGUUUCGUCUUUAGAUGAUAAACUGUCUCUUUUAGUUAAUUAGUUUUAAAACAUUAUCUAAAUCCAGAUACAUAAAUAUCAUUUAUUGACUUAUGUAUCACGUUUAGAUAACGAUAUUUUCAAUGUGGUUCGAAAAUAUUCUAUCCUACUUUUCACUAUUGAAGAAACAUAAUGAAUAUUGGCCGAGAUGACAAUCGUAAAUAAACUCGUUAUCUACAUGAUAAAAUGUUGGCUAAAUAAUUUAAAAGAUUAAAGGAAUUAUCAAUUGGCUUUAAAUAAGUUAAAUAUGUGCGAUAAACAUAAAAAAAUUAAAUUUUGAUUUAACGAUUCGUGAUGAUAACGUGACGAGGCAUUUUUAGGUGCCAAUUUUAUAUUACAUAUGCUUCACUGAUUUGAAUUAUGUAUUUAGCUAAUUUGUUAAUUUUAUUAUUACAUAUAUGUUUCGCUACCUUUGAUUCUAACACAUGAUAUAAUUUCGUCAUUAUUUCAUGUGCGAACACUAUCUAAGCAAAGGUGAAUAAUCUUGGUCAUCGCUCAAUUUAAGACGAUGAAUAAUUAUACCGUAACUAAUAGGUAAUUGCUAAUAUUAUCCAAUAUAUGUACACACGGACUGCAACCGCUGCCGAUAUAAAAAUAAUAUAGAAUUUUAUGAAUGACGUAAAUUAGUUGUAAAAAUUAAUAAGUUUAAUAAAGAAAUGCCAUACAUUGCUGAUAAAUGAUUGUGUAAAAAUAUAUUUUGCAUGAUAUAACGACGCAAGUAAUAAUUCAUAAAAAAAGUAGAAGUAUGUAUAUAUCGGAUACGCAAGUUACAUUUACAAUUCAUACUUGCGGAACAUUAAAAAAUAGUUUUGUCAGCAAUGUAUAACGAAUUUACAAUAUGUAGCAAUUUUUUAAGCGUUAUUAUAUUAGGAGCUUAAUUAAGCUAUUGUUCAUAAAAAAAAGACCGACUUUACAUUCCAUUGAGGCUAUAAUAAGUUUAAUUUUCUUCAACAUUCUGGAUUAUUGACAACAUUAAUGAAGCCACAACAUUUCUCGCGACAUGUGUAUGAAAGUUCGUGUGAACAUAUGCACGCAAGUCAUAUCGAAUAAUAUACGAAUAAAUGUGAAAAUUAAAGUGAUUUAAAAAUAUAACAAACCAAUUUAUAAAAGAUUCUGGAUUGUUGCGAAUUUGGGUGGAUAUCAUGGAUGUCGUAAAUGUAUAAAAAAAGUCUUUGUAUAUAUAAUUAAAAAAAAAGCGAAGUUAGAUUUAUAACAUUUUGUUCAAGUGUUUUUUGAUGGAUUUUUAGUCACUGGAAAUAAAUUCGAUGGCUAAAAUUGAUUAUCAUGUUACAAUUUUGAGGAAGAUAACAUCAAAAAAUGAUGAUAUAUCACAACUAGUUCAUUGAUAAGUGAGUCAUGUACGAGCGAAAAAAGUAUUAUAACUAAUGACUCGUAUAUGUACAUGAGCCAUUUAACGUGACAGCCAUUUAACGUGACAGCCAUUUAACGUGACAGGAGUAUUGAGAAAAUUUUGUAUAAAACGAAAAUCGUUAUGAAACGUGACACAGACAUAGUAUGAGGUGAAAUAAGUGGAUUUGUGUUUAGUAGCGGAAAAUAUUUCGGAAAUAAUUAUUCGAAUUUAUUGCAAAAGAAUAAUGCUGGACAUAAUAUUAAAUAUCAAGCACACGCGAUUAAUGUCCCUUAUUUUAACUGUAUUUAAAAAACGAAGAAUUAAAUUGAAAUGGGAUAAAAUGUCCGUUAUAGUUAAAAGUUGAUACUUUUGCGUGGCAUUAACAAAUUUAAAACAAAUUUGAUAUCGGAGCUAUAAUGUCUAGAAAAUCAUAAAAAUCAUAUUUUACCUCUUUGAUGCUAUUUUUCCCAAAAUUGUGAUGUUAUAGUCAACUUCGGUCAACGGUUUUAUUUUCAAAGAACAAAAGUUUAUCCAAAAACAAUUUGUUUAUUAAGAUUUUAAAAAAGUGUUGAACCGUGUUAUUUAAAUUAUGUUCAAUGCGUACAACUUUCAUCAAAAAAAUUACUUUCAUUACACUUUCGAUUUGUAUGGUUUUGUAGAUUUAUAAUAUAUUUUAUCUACAAUAUGAUGGAAAUUUAUUAUUUAUGAUUUUUUAUGUUUAUUAUAGAUAUAUGAACGCAAUGAUUUGUGCAGAGUAGUAAAUAAAAUAUGUAAUAAUUUUAAUCUACUGAAAGAAAUGGCAAACGAUGAGAUCAGUACAUUGACUGUACAAAUAUUAUGAUCUGAGUUAUCGUCUAUAAGACAAUAGCUAAACCGUUAUGGAUACAACAAUAAAAUAUUGAGCAAUUUUUUUUGUUAUUUGUACGAAAAUGGCGAAUUUGAUAUAACAGCAUUUUUUAAAGACAUUCCAAAAGGAUUAUUCAAAUCCGUUAUGUGAAUAAAUGUGUGAUUUCAUUGUUAUAACACAUAUUCCAAUUUGAUGCAUUUGUAAGAUUGUAAUGUGUAACUACGAGAGCAUUUAUUUUAAUUUUGUAUAAAAAUGAUUAGUAUUUAACAUAUAUACUUCGUAAAAAAACUUGAAGAUAUUUCAGUAUUGCAUCAAAUAUACUGAGGUUUAUAUUCGAGAACAUUUCUCGUGAAUUCCUUCUGAUGUCAUUGCUCGACAGAAGAACGAAUUUUAAUGCGUUAACAAACGCCGAUAAAUGUUAAAUAUUGAGCGCGUCAACUAUCAAUAAGAAAAAGACGAGUACGUUUUAAUAAUUAUAUAAGGCCCAACUAUAAAAAUCGAACGUAGAUGUGUAAGUGUGUACGAGUGUGUGUGUGUGUGCGUGCGUGCGUGCGUGCGUGCGUGCGUGCGUGCGUGCGUGUGUGUGUGUGUGUGUGUGUGUGUGAGUGAGUGUGCGUGCGGCUAUCUAAAUACGUGUAUCAUAGAUUGUUUUCAAAAUUCUGAGCUGUUAGUUUGUUAGAUUUUUAUAGAAACAAUUACAAACUUAUAUAAAAGUGUUAGAAUGCAUGUUUUAGCUAUUAAUUUGUUAUUUAAUUUUUAAUAACAUAUUUUGUUAUAAUAGUUAUUACAAAAAAUAUAUUGCAAUUUGAAAAAAAUUGUAACUUCAAUAAAACUCUAUAUUACAAUUGUACAGCUCAGAAAAAUUGUAUAUGUAAUUUUAAGUCUUUUUUUUAAGUACAAACUGGAAGUUAUGUAGCAUUUGUGAAAAGAACCACUCACAUUUUAUAUGGAAAUAGUAGCUUUGAUCAAAUUGAGUGAAAUUGAAAUUUAUUUUAGUUUAGAUGAUGCUGAUCAAAAGUUUCCUUUGGCAAAAAGCGUUACAAUCAUUUAAACUAAAACAUAUUUCAAUUUCAGUCAUUUGAACCAAAGUCACUUUUUUCAUAUAAAAUGCGCGAGAUCCUUUAUAACUACUAUUUUAGAAUAUUUUAUAAUAUAAUAAAAUAUAAUAUUUUAUAUAUAUUAUGUUUUUAUUAAAUAAUUUUUAAAAAAUUUGGCACAGAUGCACAGAAUUAAUAAAAAAAAAAAAAAAUGGUAAAUUAGAAUUUUUAAAUAAUCAAUUAGAAAAUAGUAUUAGUUUUAAUUUUAUUUUAUUACAAAUUAUUGCAACAUAAACAUUGCAAUUACUUAUAGAAGGUGUCUUAUAGAAAUCAUCUUAUGAUUUAAUAUUCAUUGUAAACUUAAUAAGUAAUAUACCAUUACUUAUUAAACAUAAAACAUAUUUAAAAGUUUAAUUCUACUUUAGUAAGUAAUUGUGCCAUUAUCAAAAAUAAAUAUUCUGUAUAUUCUAUGUAUGACAAAUUAGAAAAAUAUAAUUCUCUUUAUUAUUAAACUCAUUGUUAGUUGAAAAAUUGUUAACAUCGGCAAAAAUUAUUUAAUACAAAAUUUAAUAGUUAAAUAAGACUUAACGUAUUGUAAGCUCUAAGAAUAUGUUUAAGAAGUGAGAUUAUUUUUACAGGUAUCGGAAAAUUAAUGUAACUAUAAGAAACAAUAUAUACCAAUUUACAGAUAUACUUCUGUUUAAUAACAAGAAAUAAUAACUGAUAGUUAAUAAGUUUAAAUAUUAAUACCAUUGUAUACACAGAUUUUAUUGCAAAAUUGAUGCAUUUAAUCUUCCUCUUGUGAGUUUUAUUAACAUAAACAUUGGUAAAUAUUUUCUUGUAUUCUUACAAAUUUAUAAAUGUAUGAGCUUUGGAUUUGGAUAACUUUAAAAAUAUUUGGAUUGAUACCUCAAAAAUAACUUUUCAUAAAAACGAGCUUAUAGCUGCAAUAAGGAAAAAUGUUUAACCAUAUCGUAAUAAUAUUAUCACAAAGGAGGAUUUAUGACACCAAUCUUGCAAUAUAUGGCAUUAAUUUUUCUUUAAUUUAAAAUAUGCAGACUUAUAACACAUAUUAAAAAUUAAAACAAAAUUAUCGUUUGAACACAUUUUACAUUUCAUUUUAUCUAGAUCACUUAAUGCAAAAUAUUCUUAAUCAUCGAUAAUAGAGUAUUUAAGCGAUUUAUUUGCAUCGUAGCACAUAAAAAAGUGCUCACUACCUCGGCUAUGUUAAGCAAUCUGUAUUUUAUUGCAAUCGCCACUAAAGAGGUAUAUAAGAAAUGUAAUAUGAAACUACCUAGUAUUUUGUUCUUGUGAGAAUAAGAAUUCUGUAUACAGAUUAAUAAAUAAUUAAAAAUUUAGAGUACAAA